Molecule: messenger RNA, 2841 nt
Organism: Rhinichthys klamathensis goyatoka
Lineage: Eukaryota; Metazoa; Chordata; Actinopteri; Cypriniformes; Leuciscidae
Gene: trim3b
Product: tripartite motif containing 3b
Exons: 13
Coding region: 252-2555 (767 amino acids)
Biological process (GO): proteasome-mediated ubiquitin-dependent protein catabolic process; protein polyubiquitination; negative regulation of translation
Molecular function (GO): zinc ion binding; protein binding; translation repressor activity
Source: RefSeq, a predicted model, not a curated record
UGCUCACACAUCCUGCUGCUGCUUCUUCUUCUCUCCUGUCUGCUAGUCUUUCCUGCUAUCUAGAUUUGCUCCUUUAAUCUCGCUGUUUCUUCUCCUUUUGGGAUGAGGGGCUGUAAGGCUGGACGGGUCUGUGCUCGGAUGCUUCGCUGAGACCUGUCCGUAUCUUUCUCUUUCCCUUUUCCAUCCCUCUAUCUCUGUCAGCUGCGAGAACUCACGUUAAGGUGUGUCCUGGCCCUCGGCCCGCUCUGUGGAUGUCUGUCACCAUGGCGAAGUUUGAGACCGGACGCACAAGCCCAGUGGUGCGCCAGAUAGACAAGCAGUUCCUGGUGUGUAGUAUCUGUCUGGAUCACUACCACAACCCUAAAGUACUGCCCUGCCUGCACACCUUCUGCGAAAGGUGCCUGCAGAACUACAUUCCCUCUCAGUCUUUGACACUGUCCUGCCCGGUGUGCAGACAGACCUCCAUCUUGCCCGAGAAAGGUGUGGCGGCACUACAGAACAACUUCUUCAUCACAAACCUCAUGGAGGUGCUGCAGAGAGACCCAGAAUGUUCUCGGCCGGAGGCCUGUAGCGUGCUGGAGCCCGCUGGGAAACCGCUCUCCUGUCCCAAUCACGAGGGCAAAGUGAUGGAGUUUUACUGCGAGUCGUGUGAGACGGCCAUGUGCCUGGACUGCACAGAGGGGGAACACAGGGAGCAUGUGACCGUUCCACUGCGGGAUGUUCUAGAACAGCACAAAGCAGUGCUAAAGAAUCAGCUGGAUGCUAUACGCAACAGGCUGCCCCAACUAACAGCGGCCAUUGAGCUGGUGAAUGAAAUCUCUAAACAGCUGAUCGAGAGGAAGAACGAAGCAGUCAAUGAGAUCAACAUGACAUUUGAGGAGCUCGAGAAGGCAUUGCACCAACGCCAGGCUGCGCUCAUCACCGACCUGGAGAACAUUUGUAGCACCAAGCAGAAGGUGCUUCAGGCACAGUUAUCCUGUCUUCUGCAGGGAAAAGAGCACAUCCAGAACAGCUGCAGUUUCACUGAGCAGGCCCUGAACCACGGCAGCGCCACCGAAGUCCUGCUGGUCCAAAAGCAGAUGAGUGAGCGGGUGAGCGCCCUAGCCUGCCACGACUUCCCUGAACGGCCGCACGAGAACGCCCACUUGGACUGCCAGAUAGAGACUGAGGGUUUGCGACGCUCCAUCCAGAACCUGGGCGUCCUGCUGACGACGGGUGCCGUGGGACACACCAGUGUGGCAACGGGAGAAGGGCUCAGACAUGCCCUGGUCGGUCAGCACGUGACUGCAACUGUUACCACUAAGGAUAAGGACAGUGAUCUUGUGCGGACUGGUAACGCGGUCCUCCGUGGGGAGAUAACGGGGCAGGACGGAGUGCGGUCGGUGGAGGUGGAGGUCGUGGACAAUAAAAAUGGAACGUACGAGGUAGGGUACACGAUUAAGAGCGAAGGGGAGUACUCGUUCUCUUUGAUGCUUUAUGGACAGCCCGUGCGGGGCAGCCCGUUCAGACUGCGGGCGAUAAAGCCGUCAGAUGUGCCCCAGUCUCCGGAUGAUGUGAAGAGGAGGGUUAAAUCUCCUAGCGGGACAGGAGGACACAUCAGGCAGAAAGCGGUACGGAGACCCUCCAGCAUGUACAGCACCACCAAAAAGAAGGAAAACCCCAUAGAGGAUGAGCUGAUUUACAGAGUGGGCUCUCGGGGGAGGGAGAAGGGAGAGUUCACUAAUCUACAGGGUAUCUCUGCUUCCACUAAUGGGAGGGUCAUUGUAGCGGACAGCAACAACCAGUGUAUACAGGUGUUUACUAAUGAUGGCCAGUUCAAAGCACGGUUUGGGGUCAGAGGUCGUUCCCCAGGACAACUGCAGAGGCCGACAGGAGUGGCAGUCGACACGAAUGGAGACAUUAUAGUAGCUGAUUAUGAUAACAGAUGGAUCAGCAUCUUCUCCCCUGAUGGGAAAUUUAAGAAUAAGAUUGGUGCUGGCCGUCUGAUGGGACCCAAAGGAGUGGCUGUGGACAGGAACGGUCAUAUCAUCGCAGUGGAUAAUAAAGCUUGCUGUGUGUUCAUCUUUCAGUCUAAUGGCAAACUAGUGACCAAGUUUGGAGCCAGAGGCACCUCAGACAGACAGUUCGCAGAAAAAAGUGGUGUAAAGUUUGCACUGGAGCAAAAGUUUAGUAAAUCUGGCCCUGGGUUCAGCCCGCACUUUGUUGCUGUCAACAACAAGAAUGAAAUUGUGGUGACAGACUUUCAUAACCACUCCGUCAAGGUCUACAGUGCAGAUGGAGAGUUUUUGUUUAAAUUUGGGUCCCAUGGAGAGGGAAACGGCCAAUUUAAUGCACCCACAGGGGUCGCUGUUGAUGUUAACGGCAACAUCAUCGUAGCAGACUGGGGCAACAGCAGAAUACAGGUGUUUGAUAGCUCAGGCUCAUUUCUCUCCUACAUCAACACAACUGCUGACCCACUGUAUGGGCCGCAGGGUCUCGCUUUAACCUCCGACGGCCAUGUUGUGGUGGCCGAUUCUGGUAACCACUGCUUCAAAGUCUACCGGUACCUGCAGUAACGCCUCAGGCACUGCCACGGGGUGACACAAACUCUCCUGCAACUUCGGUUCAUCACAGUUUGCAUAGUCAUAUCACCGAAAUCCUCAGCCAAACCAGAAAGGAAGAAUCGAAGGAACAAAAAGCACUUUUCUUUAAUCUUCUACUGAUUUUCAUGUUCCAAAACAAAGAACUACUUCUGUACUAAACCAGGAAUGUUGAUUGUAAAUAAUAGAAACCAUAUCAAUAAGCACAGAUUCUUAUUAGAAAUCAUGUAAGUCGUGUAUAAAAAAAAAAGUGUGUGUAUGU